Molecule: messenger RNA, 162 nt
Organism: Entrophospora sp. SA101
Lineage: Eukaryota; Fungi; Glomeromycota; Glomeromycetes; Entrophosporales; Entrophosporaceae
Source: the annotation of a GenBank genome assembly
AUGCUAGAAAACUUUGUAGAAAUAGAUGAGACUUUUAUCGGAAUGAAAGAAAGAAAUGGCGAGCUAAUUGCCCGAGUAGUCCCUAACACUCAACAAAACACUUUGGAACCAAUAAUUAAAGAAAAUGUUAAGCAAGGAACUAAUGUCUACACUGAUGAAUGA